AUGAGUCGUCCAGUUACAUCCGUCGGAAGUCGUCCUCCCACCAAUUCAAUCGGAUUUCCUCCCUUACCAAAACUAGGCAAUUUAUCUCUGAAACCAUUGGAACCAGUUGCUGAAAAACCACAAACUCCACUGUAUCCAAUUCCAAGAACUAAUAUUUCAUAUAUGCUUAAUUUGAAUGACAUUGACGAGAAUGAGGUUCUACGUCCUGAUUCUGUCGCAUCCACAGUCAUUGAUAGUGGUCGAGAAAUAAUAAGAAAGUUUUUGAGAAUCCCAGAAACAUUUGCUGAAUUUCGAGAACUUUCUGUUGAUCUUGACCAAGUAUCUGUGGAAGAUAUUGAGAAGAUGUUAGAGAAUACGAGAGCUCAUGAUCAUCAUAACAGCGGAUUCGUUUCUCUAACAUCUGUUCUCUCUUCGAUUCGAAUAAUUCAUCCAUCUGACACGUGGCAACACUUGUUAGAUUGGCUGAUUGCAACAACUAUGGAUGAGGAUAAACUCAAUGAAUCUGAAACUGAAUCCACUUCCACGACGUCUGUUAUUCUUUUUAUUAUGGAUUAUCAAUUGUUUUUUGAAAUUCUUCAGAACGAUAAACAGGCGAGAGAAGUCUUAGCAAACAUUCCGGAAGUUCUAGAUUCUGAUAACAACGGAAGUGUGUUUUCUCAUCUUCCGAGUCGACCAACUUCAAGUCAAGAACAAAGAGAAAAAGGAAGAGUUCGACUUCUCAUUGAUCUUGAAUUUAUUCUUUCUAUAAAUCCAGACAUUGAUAUUGAAAGAUUCAAGUUGGCCACUGAAAAGAAGAUAAUUUCCAUUGAAGAGCUGAAAAUGCUCUUUCAAAUAUAUGGCCUCGCCGAGCACAUUCAACACCUCGAGCAACGAAUCAUCGAUUGCUUUUUGACUCACGAUCGACACUUUUGUUUUUCCGCUUUCGUUGGAUGCCUCAAUCAAAUAAAUCCAUCAAUAUUACGUGUACUUUCACCAUCUCCUCCAACUCCAAAAAUUGCUCCUUGGUCUAAACCUCCACUUCGUAAACUUGAUGAUUCUGGGAUGACUGGAGUUGGAUCAAACUACUUGUCUCAUGACCAACUUUCAAUGAGUUUCGCGUUCAUUUAUAUUCUGAUGUCAUUGAUUUGUUGUGUCACUACGAGAAACUUCGAUCCAAUAUGCCUUCGAAUGUGUGUUCUUUUCUCCUUUCUGAUGACAAUUGCUUCUGGAUAUCUCGUCUAUCAACAUGCCAGCCAAACCGAACAAGUUUGUCUCCGUAAAUGUGUGAGAACUGAGGACUAUUUCCAUACUCAACUUGCAAUUAUCUGUGGAAUACAAGUUCUCAACUGUGUUAUUUCUCUUGUCUACUCGUUUUUAUGUCUGAGAAAAUCCCCAAAGUGUCAAUCGUAUGAUCGAGUGAAAAUGGAACCAGAAGAGCUACCAGUCACCAUUUGA
This is a messenger RNA of Caenorhabditis remanei, 1434 nucleotides long. RefSeq lists its product as uncharacterized. The transcript is spliced from 10 exons. Lineage: Eukaryota; Metazoa; Nematoda; Chromadorea; Rhabditida; Rhabditidae. The coding region runs from base 1 to 1434 and encodes 477 amino acids. The record is from RefSeq and is a predicted model, not a curated record.